GCCGAGCAGUCGAGACAGCUCAAUAGGAGCUCCCAGCAACCCCAAAGCAACGAAAAUCACCAACAAAGCGGCACCUGCUCCUCGCGGUCAAACCACAGUGUCCUGCCCGGUGGCUCGCAUAUCCUUUUUCUAGUGCCUCAAGUGUGUGCUGGUGUGUGUGCUUGUGCCUGCGUGUACGUGUUGUGCUUUUGUGUGUGUGUGCGUUGUCGUCUGUUCGCAUCAGAGCAACCAUGAAAGUUUUAGUGGUAUUAGCCUGUGUGGCCAUCGUUGUGGCCCGCCCGGAACCGCCGGUCGGCGGCUACAGCCACCAUCACCACGGAGGCCACGGUGGACACAGCGGGUACAACUACAACGCGCCUGUCCCGGCGCACACGCAACCGUUCGGACACCAGGCCCAGUUCUCGGGCGCAGCCCUGUCGGCCGGCGGCUCGUUCUCCGACACGCUGUCGGGCGCCGUGACCGGCUCGUUCUCGGGCACCGCCAACACGUUGAGCUCCGGGAACGCCUUCACCAACGCCAACAGCUUCAGCAACGCGAACGCCUUCAGCAACGCGAACGCCUUCACCCAGUCCAACGCGAACGCCUUCACCCAGUCCAACGCUAACGCCUUCAGCAACGCCGGAUCGUUUGUCGCUCCCCAGCAGCAGAUCGUCCAGAAGCACAUCUACGUGCACGUGCCGCCGCCAGAGCCGCAGCAGUCGUUCCAGCAGCAGAUCGUCGCGCCCGGCCUGCGCCAGAAGCACUACAAGAUCAUCUUCAUCAAGACGCCGCACCAGCAGCCGUCCGCCGCCCAGCUCGCCCUGCAGCAGUCCCAGACCGAGGAGAAGACGAUCGUGUACGUGCUGGUGAAGAAGCCGGAGGCGGUCGGCGACAUCAGCCUGCCGCUGCCGGCCGUCACCAAGCCCAGCAAGCCGGAGGUGUACUUCAUCAAGUACCGCACCAACACCGAGGAGGUGCAGGCCCCGAUCGGCGUCAACGUCGGCUCGUCCGCCACUGCCCAGGCCGAUGCCGGCGGUCUCGGCUUCCUCUCGUCCAGCGGUGCGGCCCAGAGCUCAGCCGUCGCCCAGAGCGCAGCCGUCGCCCAGAGUUCUGCCGUCGCCGGAGGCCAUUCGCACUCGAACGUUCCAGCCCAGCAGUACGGUACCCCGGCGCACCACCAUGGUGGCUACCACUAAGCCCUGAGCCACCGCCUGGUAGUAGUCCUCUGCGCCAUGCCUACCCGUUAGCGACGCAGUAGAUAUUCGGGCACGACUCAACUCCUUCAUACUUUUGUUAUUCGCCAUUUUUGUUUUGUUCUUCCUCUUUCAAAACUUACCUUGCCUAAACGUUUUCAAAUCUUGUCUUUCUAUUACUCCAAAAAAAAAAAAACAAACAACUUAGUUAGUACAAUUUUUGUAAACAAACGCCCCAAAAAUAUGCGAACCACUUUCGCAAAGUAAGGUGAAAAAAGAUGUGAAUUAUAGCACAUACAAAAAAAACAUAAUGAUAAAAAUUAGGACACAAAAACAAAAAGCGGUGACAAAUUUUCUCUAGCAUGUAAGCAAACACCCCAAGAAGAGGCAAACGAAAUGGCGUACACGCGCACACCAAGCGGACGCGCGUGCGCCGAACACACGCGCAGCUCGUAGCAAAUUAAUACUCGGUUAAAUUAUUUAUCGCUCUAUUGCUGCUGCCAG
This is a messenger RNA of Anopheles merus, 1676 nucleotides long. RefSeq lists its product as uncharacterized. The record is from RefSeq and is a predicted model, not a curated record. The coding region runs from base 231 to 1175 and encodes 314 amino acids. The transcript has 4 exons. NCBI's taxonomy places the organism in Eukaryota, Metazoa, Arthropoda, Insecta, Diptera, Culicidae.